AUGGAGACUGACCACCAAGAACUAUCGGACAAUCGCGACAAGCAAGAACCCAAUGUCAAAAAUGUGGAUCAAAUGCAACAAUCUGCGUUGUAUCAUGCAAUUCGAUCAGGACGUGCGGAAAUCGUCGAAGAACUGUUACACAAUCACCCACAAUUGACUCAUGUUGAUCAACAGAGGCCAGCGAUCAUUGUCUCCGCCUUCGAUAAACCAGAUAUUCUACGAUUAUUGCUCGAUGCGGGCGCUGAUCCUAAUACACCCGGUCAGGAAGGCUGGUCGCCAAUCUUUUAUGCUGCCAAGAUCGGAAGCGUUCAUAUCAUUCGAACCCUACUCGGUAGCGGUGCUGAUCUGCACACUCGCGAUAACUACGGAUGGACUCCGAUUUGUAUUGCAGUCGACUAUGAACGCGAUGAAAACAUAUUACAAGCCCUGGUGGAAGGUGGUGCUAGCGUGACAGACACUACCACAGACACUGAAAAGGGAUUUCUUCAUCUGGCUGUUUGUCGGGCUCCCCAUGUUACUCGAUUCCUUUUGCAGCUCAAAGAGGAGCUGGAUCUCAACCAGAGGGACUUUGAAGGUUGUACACCUCUUUUAUCCGCGAAAGGAGAGGGGGACAUUGACACUCUCACCUUGUUGGUUAACGCCGGCGCGGAUAUAAACUUAGUGGACAGCCACGGGGAAACAGCACUUCAUUGUGCGAUCGAGUUUGAAACAGCGCCUUUCCGCGAUUUGCUAUUAUCCCAGACUGAGAUUGAGGUGAAUUGUGUUUCUGUCUAUUUGAAGAGUCCGCUGCACUCUGCAUGUCGCCGAUCACACCUGGAUUGCGUGAAGGCUCUGUUAGCACACGGGGCUGAUCCCAUUUUGAUAUCGCCUAACACAUGGGACCAGACGCCGCUAAUUUCGGCGUUAUUGCCAAGUGAGUAUGCUCGUCACGAUAUUACAUCUUCGGUGGAGAAUGUCGUUCGUUACCUCGUCCGUUCGGGGGUGUCUGUGGGAAUGCUAGUCCCGGCGACAUUCUAUUGUCCUCUGGCAACAGCAUGUUUCUCAGCUACCCCAAGCUUGGUUGACUUUCUUCUAGAUGCGGGCCCUUCACCAGCCUGUGUUGAUCCUGUCUCGGGAAGGCUGCCGAUUCACUUCGCCGCUGCUAGCGGCAUCGAAGAUUUUGAUACCGUCCUGCUGCUUUCCAGGAUAACAUGA
Messenger RNA from Penicillium samsonianum, 1194 nucleotides. RefSeq names its product ankyrin repeat domain-containing protein. Gene Ontology annotation, molecular function: protein binding. Bases 1 to 1194 code for a protein of 397 amino acids. The transcript has a single exon. The record is from RefSeq and is a predicted model, not a curated record. NCBI's taxonomy places the organism in Eukaryota, Fungi, Ascomycota, Eurotiomycetes, Eurotiales, Aspergillaceae. Gene Ontology annotation, cellular component: nucleus; cytoplasm.